Bombyx mori (domestic silkworm) is the source of this 3859-nucleotide messenger RNA. It is a transcript of the gene sit, whose product is annotated as elongation of very long chain fatty acids protein 7. Gene Ontology annotation, molecular function: fatty acid elongase activity. Gene Ontology annotation, biological process: fatty acid elongation, polyunsaturated fatty acid; fatty acid elongation, saturated fatty acid; fatty acid elongation, monounsaturated fatty acid. NCBI's taxonomy places the organism in Eukaryota, Metazoa, Arthropoda, Insecta, Lepidoptera, Bombycidae. The transcript is spliced from 6 exons. The record is from RefSeq and is a predicted model, not a curated record. Bases 243 to 1139 code for a protein of 298 amino acids. Gene Ontology annotation, cellular component: endoplasmic reticulum membrane.
AGUUUCCACUGAGAAUCGGAGCGGAGUGCGCGUUUCUUUCCAAGAAAUGUAUUAGUGAAUGUAAUUUUUAUGUAAUCCACAUGAAAUGUGAACCUUAGUGAUGCGAAUGGGAAAACCAGACAUGGAGUUUUUAUGAUGGUGUUUAUCUAAAGCAAAAUAAAUUAGAAAAAAAACAAAUUUAAAAUGCUGAUCUCUUCUUCAUGACAGCCCUCUGACGUCACGUUAGAAGAUAGAGAAGUAAAAUGGCACUUUUCAACAACUCGUUUACGAGGACAUAUAACAGACUAUUCAUAGAAUUAGCUGAUCCUAGAACGAAUGACUGGUUUCUUAUUUCGAGUCCGGUUCCUGGAUUGACGAUUCUCGGCCUCUAUCUGUAUUUUUCGCUGAAAUGGGGUCCAAGGUAUAUGGCCGAUAAGAAACCAUUCCAACUUCAGAAGACUUUAGUCGUGUAUAACUUCAUACAAGUUAUUGUCAGCAUUUGGUUAUUCAAUGAGGGCCUUGAAGCAGGAUGGUUAAAAAACUACAGUUGGAAAUGCCAGCCAGUUGAUUUCUCGGACUCACCAGAAGCUAUGAGAGUCGCCCGUGGCGUCUACAUAUACUUUCUGGCCAAAAUGUCUGAGUUAUUAGACACGGUGUUCUUCGUCAUUAGAAAAAAGGAACGGCAGAUCACGUUUCUACACAUGUAUCAUCAUACGGUGAUGCCGAUGAUAUCAUGGGGCGCGACCAAAUAUUAUCCUGGCGGUCACGGCACCCUUAUCGGAGUGAUCAAUUCCUUUGUGCAUAUAAUAAUGUACUCUUACUAUAUGUUGGCGGCUAUGGGUCCUCGCUUCCAGAAAUAUCUGUUUUGGAAACGAUAUAUCACAACUCUACAAAUGCUCCAAUUCUGCAUAGCAUUUCUCCAUUCGGCGCAACUUUUGUUCUACGACUGCGGUUAUCCUCGUUGGUCCGUCGUCUUCACUCUACCCAACUCCAUUUUCUUCUACUAUCUGUUUUACGACUUCUACUACAACGCCUACGGAAAGCCCGGAGAAAAGAAACCCGAAAAAGAAAAGUGGACCAACGGAACAAUAAUCAAGAACGGUCACGUGAGAAAUGACUUUAAUAAAAUGGCAACGAAAAACGGUAUAAAAAAGGACUAAAUCUAGUUGUUUUAAUUUAAAAUCUAUUGUAAAUAUAAUAUAUGAAAUUAGUUCAAUAUGGUGGUUUGUUGAUAUCAUCAGAGGGUUUUUAAUAAGGUAACAGAAAUGGUGUAUAUAAAUAUUAGUAUUAAGUUUUAAUUAGCGUCGUUAAAAUUUUAUAAAAUCAAAAUCAUUUCCAUUGAAUAACAUCUCAUUCUAGAGUGUAGUCCACUAGUAACAUUUGGCUAAAAUCCAUACUUGCCCUAAAUUUUAAACAUCAAAUUCGGAAUAAAAUUCAACAUUGUAUUAUGUAUAAGCAUUGGUAGUUAGUGUAGUAAUUAAAACACUAGCUUAAACGAAAACAAUCGAACAUUAUUUCAUAAAAUUGUUGUAAAUAAAUCAUAAUUGAUUUUCUCGUAUGCCUUAAUGAGCAAAAAAUACUGUCUUCCAACUAUAUACGAUGUUGAAACAUUAAAAAAAAAAGUUAAAACAACAUUUAACAUAAUAUAUUAUCAUUAGGUUAAGAUAGUUUCUGGAAUAUACACAAGUUUUAAUUGCUGUUGGCUCUAAAGUGUUCAAGCAAUAAGUACCAGUAUGUGAAUGUAAAUAAGGCCUUCAUUUAUGAGUAUUAUUUAAUAAUCGCAAAUAAUGAAAAUAGUUUCAUAAUAUUUUUAAACUGCUGAUUACGAUAUGAUAAUUGCUACAACGCCGUGUGUAUGAACUUAAUCAUAUUAGAACAGUUCAUUAGGGUGCUGUCGAUUAGCGAAUUUAAAUAAAUUUUUGCACCCUCUCACCAUUUUUAACAUAAAGUUGAAAAUCGUUUAAUCUAUCGAUCCAUAUCCAUAAAUCAAUUUUUUUUUUUAAACAAGUGAUUGUAAUCUUCAAAUAUUGUUCUUUCGGUCCAUAGAUAGAAAAAUGAAUGUUGUUAUCACACAAAUUGUCAUAAGGACUUCUUUUUUUAAAAAAAGUGUUAAAACUAGAUUCUUUUCGAAAUUCUGUUCAGAUCACUCUGUUGUUCGUAAUAACUUAUAUUGCCAGUACUUUUUUGGAGUUUACGAUAUAAAUUCUUCCUGUUCGUACACUCUUGACAGAGUGGUCGUGGUCAUGCAUCAGUCGGAUACGACCUGCUCAUGACUCUCGUGGGAAAUUAGUGCAGUGGUUUCCCGUUGCCUUCUGCAACAGCAUUUUAGGGGGUAUUUGAGUCGUCUAUUAUCAAAGGUGGCAAUCUGUGCAUUUGGACAAAAAAAUGUUAUUGAUAUGUCAAUACAGAUUGAUUUGAAUAUAAUCGUCUCCUUCAAAGAAUACGGUUCAAAACCUGCAUUAAAUAAAGGUUAAUAGUUAACCUGUUAUUUAUCUAAGAUGUCGUUCCGAAGAGUUUUGUGACUGCCAAUGGAAUACAAAGUCAAUAAUUCGUUUUUCUGAUUUACCAAUAAUUGUCCAAUAGUCAGAUUGCCGGCUUUGAUAAUAGUCGACUCAUUUGAUCCCCAAGGUUUCUGACGCCUCUUCCGUACAGGUUGUUCUGACGGGUGUGUAUGGUUAUACCGCCAUUGCUCGGUUGCCAUUGCCCCGUUCGUUCUCUAGCAGGGAGCACCACGGCAACCUGUUGGUCGCCGCCACCAUCCGGCGCGUGCAGGUGGGGUUGACAAUAGGGCCGGUGAAGGUAGCAUUCCGAUCUCCCCUUACUCCCCCCUUACGACAUAAAUAUCGAUUCCAUUUUAUAGUCCUAGUACAUUUUAUAGCCCCUAUAUGUGAGGGGUAGUAAUAUCCUUGUUCUAUUGUUCAUUUAAAUUGAAUAAUCUACCUUACUAUUACUUACGACACCUAAACGGCAAAAUGUAUUAUUGAAUCCAAUUGUCGCGCCCUAUAUACUACCAGUUAGUAAAAUAAUUACUAGACAUUUUUAUAUUUUUAAUUAUGUAUGGAGUUAGUGUACCAAAAUUUUGGCAAAGGUGUCAAAGAUAUUAAAAUAAUAAUAAUUAGUUUUUAAAAUAUUACUUUGUACUCAUUCAUUUUAAUUAUUCUUAAUUGUGUUAGCGUUAUCUAACCAAAAUGAAGCCUGACAGAGUUACAUAAAUUUUCGUAACAUAUUUAUUGUAUACGUAUCUGGCAGCAUGUGCAUUAAUUAAAUAUAUAAUAUACAUAAAAACGUAUAAAUAUGUAAUAUUUUAUCGGAUAUAUAAUUAAAAUUGAAUAAACGUAAAUAUGUACAUGUUUUUUUUUGUACCGAAAGGCCAUAGACAUCUACAAUGUAAAUGCCGCCACCUACCUUGAGACAUGAGUUUUAAGGCCUCAGUUUUUACUGUACAACCGAUACUCCACCCUUCGAACUGAAACGCAUUACUGCAUCACGGCAGAAAUAAGCAGGGUGGUGGUACCUACCUGUGCGGACCCACAAGAGGUCCUACCACCAGUAAAAAACUAUAUAAAUAGAAUAACAGUACAUAUUAUUAUAUACAUAAAUACUUUCCAUGUUAUUAAAUAUGUGUUUACCUUUUGCAUGUAAUACGUCAAAUGAUAAUCGUACGGAAGAAGAUCGACUGUUGUGUGUCAGCACUAACACACUUUUAUCGAGUUCUCAUUUUCAACAGUAUGAUUGUACAAUCUAAAUUACCACGCUUCGAUCACUAUAGUCCUAUACAAGAGAGCGUCUUACCGUGAAUCCAUAGAAUUUAACAUCGUGUUUAAUCGGGUUGUAAAGGAAUGAUUAAGACGUAAAAUGCAAUUAAAAAUGUUACGAUACA